Rotaria sordida is the source of this 450-nucleotide messenger RNA. The record is from the annotation of a GenBank genome assembly. NCBI's taxonomy places the organism in Eukaryota, Metazoa, Rotifera, Eurotatoria, Philodinida, Philodinidae.
AUGUUGUCCUACUUACAACCACAACUAGCAUCUGAAUCGAUGCUUGCCAUAUGUUCAACAUCUUCAGAGGAAGGAAACAAAUCAACAUAUCCUAAUGAAGAAGAUACUGACGGAUUUUUUAAUCCAGCAUCUACAGGAAUAAUUACAACAUCGUCAUCUUCACGUAUACCAUAUUCUCAUUCACAUCAUCAUCAUCGAUCACCAGUAUCAUUUGUUUAUGGACAUACACCAACACCAGCAUAUGGAUUUGGUUUUGGUUUUUAUGACGAUAUGUCUCCGUUUGCUGAUACUACUCGAUCACCAUAUACGUUUAUUCAUACAACAAAACGUGCUGAUCCAAAUAUAGAUAUUAAACUCGAAAAUAUGGAUUUAUGGAAACGUUUUGCUGCACUUAAUUUAGAAAUGAUUAUUACGAAAAAUGGAAGGUAAGCAUAUAAGUUUUCUACUUCU